AUGGCGUUCCUCCUCGGACUCAACCAGAAGGAGGAUGAGCCCCUCUCCCUUUACAUAAAUCGCUUCGCUGCAAGAGUCUGGGAGCUCCCGGACGCUCACCCUUCUUUGUCUAUACAGGCGUUCGUGGUAGGUCUACGCCCCUCUAGGCUCUUUUGGUCUCUCGUGGAGCGACCCCCUACCACGGUCCCCGAGAUGCUUCAGCGCGCGAACCAAUUCGUGGAGGCCGAGGCCUGGACGGUGGGGAAGCGCCAGGAACACAAGAGGGAAAGAUCCGAGUCGGCUCGGGGGCAACUUCCCCCCGUGCCCAGGCGGAAGCUUCACCGGCAUGAUGCUUCCCCGCUAAGACCCCACCCGCCUUCUACGGGUACGUCUCGGACUGAGAUCUUCCUCCAAAUUAGGGAAAGAGGACUACUCAAGCCCCCCUUCCCAAUGAAAAGCCCGUGGGAGCUGGCCGACCAGUCCAAGUACUGUCGCUUCCACCGGCAGAACGGACAUGAUACUGAGGAAUGCCGCGAGCUGUCACGGCAAAUCUAUGAGCUCCGUCGCGAAGGGCACCUCGACCCGCACGCUCAAACGGGGGGCCCGACGUCCGGCGGGGACAGCAUAUCUGGAAGGAAGGCAUACGCCCACUCGGCCAGGGAUGAGGAUCCCCAUGGAGCACCUGACCCUCGGGUCGCGUUUCCCCCCGAGGGAGCUGAGCAACCGGAGCACGAUGACGCGCUCGUGAUAAUGGCCAGAAUCGCUAACGCGCAGGUCAGGAGAAUUAUGAUUGACACAGGAAGUUCGGCGGACAUACUAUUUCACGACGCCUUCCAGAAGCUAGGACUGGCGAAGGGGACUUUGAAACCAUCUGCUCGAACCUCACUGGGUUCACCGGUGACUCGAUCUCACCACUGGGAGCCGUCACGCUGCCUUUGA
Molecule: messenger RNA, 918 nt
Organism: Musa acuminata AAA Group (dessert banana)
Lineage: Eukaryota; Viridiplantae; Streptophyta; Magnoliopsida; Zingiberales; Musaceae
Exons: 2
Coding region: 1-918 (305 amino acids)
Source: RefSeq, a predicted model, not a curated record